UUGAACAAAACGCACAGAGUUAUAAAAAUUUAAUUUCCCGUCUAAUUUGUGGAAAGUUUUCAACAAUUUUUGUAUUUUUGUGUAUAACAAAGCAAAUUAGAGUUUUAUUUCAUAAACCGUUUAUUGCCCCAAGUGAAUCGCAUUCGAGGAUAUUCAACUGUUUUAUCUGAGUCAUUGAAUAAUCAUUUUUGCUAACCAAAUUCAUAAAAGUAGAAAAAAUGGAUGCUGCAAAUCGCCGACAAAUGGAAAGUUUCCUUAAAAUGGUUUUAGAAAAAAGACGUGAGAAUCAAUACCUUUCAAUUCGCAGCUUGCACAUCAUAUCCACCGAAUCGAUAACAAGUGAUCAAAUUCGAACUUAUUUCGAAAAAUUUGGUAAUAUUGAUUCUGUUCAAUGGAAUAAAAUGAAUCAGGCAUACUAUGGAUUCGUGCAAUUUGGCUCGGAAAAGAGUGCUAAAAUGGUCUUGCAAUCACGUCAUCGCAUUGGAAACAUUACUCUCAAAGUUAGACCGGCUGACGAAUGGCUUCAACCAGAUUUCCAACGUAUUCUUCGAAUUCUAAACGAUGAUUGCUUACAAGAAGUGUUUUUGCGAUUAGAAUUAUCCGAUCUCGCCAAUGCAGCUGAAGUGUGUGUUCGGUUCCAAAAUGUGGCACAAAAAGCAUUUAUCACAAAAUUUAGGAGCGUAGAUUUGAUGGGACUGAAAUUGAAGCGGAGAAAUGUGAAUGGCCACAUCUAUUAUGAUGAAGUGUCUGAUUCUGAUAUGGAAAAAUUAAUAGACAAGGUUCUACGCAAUUUCGGUCGGUUAAUCCAAUCUGUCGGUUAUAUACUUGAUAAAAGAAUUCUCGAUUUGGUUUUGCGUUACUGCAUUCGUGACAAUGAAUCUAAUUUGAAAGAGCUUGUUAUUCAAGGUAUUCCCAUGACUAACGAUUUAUUUCAGAAAUUGCUCAUAUUUUCUUCAAAAUUGGAAAAACUUUCGUUUUUUUCCUGUAAAUUCGAUGACGAUUUUGAUAAAAGUUUAGUUUUAAAUUUCUCUGGACUCACUGAUUUACGUUUAAAUUGGGGCGACAGUGAGAUUGAAAAAGAGGUGUUGUAUAACCUGAUCACAGCAAAUCGCACAACAUUGAAAAAGCUAAGCGUUUUCACAGGAUGCACUUCCUUAAUUGGAUUUUGUCAGUUUGUUGGAGAAAAUUUAUCAAAUUUAGUCGACCUGUCUUUGGACAUAGAAUAUAAAGGCUCACAGAUGCUACAGUUUCAAGAAGAUGUUUUACAUUUGGCCAAUUUAAAUAAUUUGACCAAUUUUCAAAUGGGCUUCAAUUAUCAGGAUGCAUCACCGUUAAUUGAGUUGUUUGCAUUCAAUAAACUCAACCUUCAAUAUUUGAGCCUGAGAGAUACGAAAAUAAAUACGAAAACAAUCGAUAGUAUUUGCCAAAUGAAUGAAAUAAAUGAAAUAAUUUUUUAUUCGGUUUUGGGGUUGGAUUUAAACGAAAAACAUUUAGUCCAGUUGGCCAAGCAUUUACCAGAGCUCAAAACAUUCUCACUGUAUCAGUGUUCAAUGAAAGCUGACGUAUCUUCAUUGAAAAAAAUUCUAUCUUAUGCUAAGAAAAUGGAACAUUUACAGAUUAUAAUGCAACCGGAAGCUAAAGUUGAUCGAAAAGAAUUUCAAACCAUUUCGAAUAUUGUUCAAAGUCGAAUAAAUAAAACAAGCAUACAAAUUAAAAUGCUUGGUGGAAAAUUGGCUGUAGCUAAAAGAGUAUUAUCGAAACACAAGGAAUGGAUUGAUAUUUAUUGCAAUAACAGCUUUGAUGAUGCAAUGCUUGGUUUUUGUUAUAUUCAUCAAGGAACAAUUGAUGAAGACAAUCAAUACGAACCAAAUCAACAUCAUUUUGUAAUGAGAGAAAUUGACGAUGAUUCGGAUAAUGACAAUAUUUGA
Messenger RNA from Contarinia nasturtii (swede midge), 1928 nucleotides. RefSeq lists its product as uncharacterized. The transcript is spliced from 2 exons. Bases 219 to 1928 code for a protein of 569 amino acids. Lineage: Eukaryota; Metazoa; Arthropoda; Insecta; Diptera; Cecidomyiidae. The record is from RefSeq and is a predicted model, not a curated record. Gene Ontology annotation, molecular function: RNA binding; protein binding.